Messenger RNA from Olea europaea var. sylvestris, 914 nucleotides. Its product is annotated as succinate dehydrogenase [ubiquinone] flavoprotein subunit, mitochondrial-like. The record is from RefSeq and is a predicted model, not a curated record. Gene Ontology annotation, molecular function: electron transfer activity; flavin adenine dinucleotide binding; succinate dehydrogenase (quinone) activity. Gene Ontology annotation, biological process: mitochondrial electron transport, succinate to ubiquinone. The transcript has 6 exons. NCBI's taxonomy places the organism in Eukaryota, Viridiplantae, Streptophyta, Magnoliopsida, Lamiales, Oleaceae. The coding region runs from base 22 to 714 and encodes 230 amino acids.
CAAGGUGUAAUUGCCUUAAAUAUGGAGGAUGGGACGUUACACAGGUUCCGUGCUGCCUCAACAAUUCUGGCCGCAGAGGGCUAUGGGUCUAGGGGUGAAAGUGGUAUUCUUAGGAAUAGUGAAGGUGAAAGAUUCAUGGAACGGUAUGCCCCAACAGCUAAGGAUCUUGCAUCAAGAGAUGUGAUCUCGAGAUCUAUGACAAUGGAGAUCCGAGAAGGGCGUGGUGUAGGACCCUUGAAAGAUCAUAUCUAUCUUCACUUAAAUCACUUACCUCCUGAGGACCUCAAGGUGAGACUUCCUGGAAUAUCUGAAACUGCUGCUAUUUUUGCCGGUGUCGAUGUUACAAAAGAGCCAAUCUCUGUUUUACCUACUGUCCAUUAUAACAUGGGUGGGAUCCCCACAAAUCACCAUGGAGAGGUAGUUACCAUCAAAGGUGAUUAUCCUGAUGCAGUGACUCGUGGACUCUUAGCUGCUGGGAAAGCUGCCUGUGCAUAUGUUCAUGGCGCUAAUCGACUUGGUGCAAAUUCCCUUCUUGAUUCUGUUCAGGGCUUGUACAAGCUUAGAAAUUCAAAUGGCUCCCAUCCCACCUCAAAUAUCCUGUUGAGUGUUGAACAUACAGCGGAUUAUACAAAGCAAUGCUGCUGUGUUUUGCACACAGGAAACAUUAGAAGAAUGUGUGCAAUAGAGACAUGCAUUUUCCAGUUUGUUGUAUAAGAGAUGAACUAGAUACUAAGGUUGUCAGGUGAUUGAUAAAGCAUGGGAGAGCUUCCAUGAUGUCAAGUUGAAGGACAGAAGCUUGAUAUGGUAUAUAUGUUUAAUAGGAUUAUUAGCGUUUAAAGUCAUAUACUGAAGUCCAUAAUUUCUCAUUACUUAUUUUCCCCUACUGUAGUUUAUUCAACUAAUGCAUGUAUAAC